AUGUCGGUCGAGGACAUGAUGCCCAUGGAGAUGGACCUGUCGCAGUUCGACGACGGGUCCAGCUCGACCCCGCAGGCCAACUACUCGCCCUUUGGCGGCCAGCAGCUGCAGCAGGCGCUCAACCAGGACAGCAGCAUGACGGGCGCGGGUGCCGGCCCGCUACCCACGGGCUUUGGCGCCCCCAGCCUGAACCCGUCGGGCAGCACGCUGACCGAGUUCACCAAGCGGCGCAACUGGUCGCAGCGCGUGCUCGAGGAGCUGCGUGACCUGCUGCACAUCCUGACCCCCGACGGCCGCAUCCUGUAUGCGUCGCCGUCCUCCAAGGCGCUGACGGGCUGGGAGCCGCAGCAGCUCGUCGGCCGCUUCGUCGGCGAGUUUAUCCACCCCGACGACAGCGGCAUCUUCGUCAAAGAGUUCAACGAGUCCAUCGCCUCGGGCAACCCGCUGCGCUUCUUCUACCGCUUCCGCAAGACGGACGAGACAUGGGCCAUCUUCGAGGCCCACGGCCACCCCCACCUAAGCAACGACCCGAGCACCUUUGCGCCGCCCAACACGAUGAACUGCCGCGGCUUCUUCAUGAUGGCCCGUCCCUACCCGACCAAGAACGCUGCGCUGCUCGACUCGUUCCUCGAGCACAAGAUCGAGAACGAGCGUCUCAUGAAGCGCAUCGCCGAGCUCAAGCGCGAGGAGCAGGAGGAGACGGACGCGCAGGAGCAGCACUGGCAGAAAAAGGCCGAUGGCGUUUCAUCUGUAACACCCUCCGAGACAGUGGGCCAAACCGAAAGCGUGAGCGCGAGCGCAAUCGCAGCAUACCAGGCCAUGCCUCCGCCCGCGAAGCCGGGCGUCUCGAACACGGCCCUCACGCGCCAGAAUUUGGACGAGGCCUUGGCCGCAAGCAAGCCCGAUAGCAUCAACGACAAGAUGGCUCGCUAUGAGGGUGCCACCCAUCUGGAGACAAUCGAGAUGCUGACUGGUCUGCGCUACCGGGACGGGGAACGAUCACAGGGCAUCAGUACCGGCGAGCACAGCCCGAUGCUCAUUAGAGGCGACGCCGGCAUCCAAAUUUCGCUGGACCGCGACGGCAGGGCAUCGUCGGACAAGAAGAAGAAGCUGAAGAUCGCGGACGAGUAUGUGUGCACCGACUGCGGCACCCUAGACUCGCCAGAAUGGAGGAAGGGUCCCAACGGACCAAAGACGCUGUGCAAUGCCUGCGGAUUGCGUUGGGCUAAGAAGGAAAAGAAGAGGCAAAGCCAGUCCGGCAACGGCCAGUCAUCUCACACGCCAGCCCUACCCAUGCACUCGAGCACAAAUAGCAGUUGA
Paraphaeosphaeria sporulosa is the source of this 1320-nucleotide messenger RNA. Its product is annotated as white collar-2. Gene Ontology annotation, molecular function: sequence-specific DNA binding; protein binding; zinc ion binding. NCBI's taxonomy places the organism in Eukaryota, Fungi, Ascomycota, Dothideomycetes, Pleosporales, Didymosphaeriaceae. Gene Ontology annotation, biological process: regulation of DNA-templated transcription. The transcript is spliced from 2 exons. The record is from RefSeq and is a predicted model, not a curated record. The coding region runs from base 1 to 1320 and encodes 439 amino acids.